This is a messenger RNA of Alternaria atra, 2082 nucleotides long. RefSeq lists its product as uncharacterized. Bases 1 to 2082 code for a protein of 693 amino acids. The record is from RefSeq and is a predicted model, not a curated record. The transcript has 5 exons. Gene Ontology annotation, molecular function: hydrolase activity. NCBI's taxonomy places the organism in Eukaryota, Fungi, Ascomycota, Dothideomycetes, Pleosporales, Pleosporaceae.
AUGGCCCGCUAUCUUGUCUCCAAGAAAGGUGUCCCUGUGUUGGCAAGCGCGAGGGUGGAAGGUGCUGCACAGUCGUGUUGUGUUUUAGUCGCAAAGUACUGCGAGGAGCCAUUGCAGAUCAGCUUCUAUCUCCAAUACACUACUUUCAUUGAUGGCUUUGAUGAUGAGCAGACCUUCACUUUGAUCUAUGAUGCUGAUAUCCUGACGCACGGCGCAACAUCACUCAAGACUGCGACCACGGCCCUUCCACACGACCAGCUGACUUCGAUUGCGCGCGCCGGGAACCCACAAAUAAGAGUCUUGACUCUCACACUUGCGAAGCCAUGCAGGAUCCGGUGCCCUCUGUCGUCUGGUACCCUGACGUCGAAGAGUGGCUAUGAAGCUCCCUUCCACCGGCUAGUUAAGCUCGCCAUAGCGUCGGAGAUUGAUAUAACACUCGACUACAAUUGGGUACACGCUGAUAAUCGUGAACCACUCGAGUGCUUCGUUAGGCAGCCGAACGUGUUCGCUGGUUUUCCAGAUGGCAAUGAUGGAUACAGGUAUGCAGAUUGGGCAGUUUUCAGUACCAUCGAAGAACAGGACGCGCCCCCACCUUCGUACGCGAACGCGGUCGACACCAAUGCAUCGCGAAAGCGAUCCAGGCACACCACCACACACUCGCUGUCCACAUCGCCGGCUCCUAAACGCCAGCAGUACGAUCCUGGCUCUCCAACCGAAGUCGCGACAGCGACGCCCAGCCCCCCUCAUACACCUGUUGGUUCGCCAUUGGAAAAGGCAACAGCGUCACCCAGCUAUCCAAGCAUAUCGCUGGAGGCCACCGCCGCGCUUGCCUUUCAAAACGCGAUCAACAGGGCUGUCGAGGCCCAGCUUCCUGCAGUCGUCGAGGGCAUGCUACCCGGCAUCCUCAAAAGUAUAUUGCCAGAUAUCAUUCACACUUCCUUAGUCCCUCAAAGAUCGCCAUCCCUUUCGCCUCCGCCAGCAACCGCUUUGCCUCCCAGACCUGUCUCAUCUUCCCUAGGGAACCUCAUAACCGACCGUUUAACCGAGCUCGCCAAGCAUCACUUAACCACCAUCUUCGAUGAGGCGAAUGACCAAGCGUACAGCCUCCGCAACCAGGCUGACGGAGAGUUCGAAGAUGUCAUCGCAGACCAUAAGAUCAACGUCGAUAUCAUCAAGGAGGAUUGUAUCCGGGAACUGGGUGAAGUGGUCGACGACAAACUAUGCAAGUUCAAGGAGCAGACGGAGGACAUUGUUAAGACUGCCGUGGACGAGAUGGAGAACAAAAGUAGUGAGUUCCUGGCUAAGAUUGGCUAUCUUCCUAACCCUCCGUUCUCCGCCGUAGUUGCGGAUUUCAAGCUCAACGCGCCUCCAACCCCGCCGACCACAGAGAUAGAGUACACAAAGUUUAUCCUGAUGCGGGAUAGACAUCAGAGCGAGAUUCGUGUUCAUCAGACUGCCAGCAAGUCGGCUGCUCCCCGAAGAAUGUUCGUCCUCAUUCACGGUGGCGGUUUCUGCUUCGGGAAAAACUUCUCCCUCAGCUAUCUCCCGUCGUACCGUCUUACGCUUGAGCACAAGUUCUCUACCGCGCCCCAAGACUUGUUGGAUUCUGUCAAGUGGCUGAGCCAGGACAUCCAUGUCAAGGAGCUUGAACGAGACCUCCCCCUUAGCUUCUACGUCGGUGGCAAUUCUUCUGCCGUCACGGCGCAGCGGUGGGUUUUCGAGAAGUUUCAGCUCCCACUGAUGGGUGCAUGGGCGAGCAUCCUAGAGCAGAAUGCCGCAGCUCUGGUUUUCAACCAGAACGCCAUGGAAUACAUCUCCAAAGCCUUGCGUGAUGACAGAUACUCGCUAGACUUUUUUCCUUUCCAGGCCAACGACCUGCACAAGGGGAUGCCGCCAAUCUACAUAAAAGUUGCAGGCAAGGACCCCCUUCGGGAUGACGGCCUAAUCUUCGAAAAGGCCUUGCGUACCCACAGUAGAAGGACAGAGAUAGAUAUGUACCCUGGUCUGCCCCAUGGAUUUGAAGCUGUUGUUCGAAAGCUCGGCCUCUCACGAAAGAGCAUGUUCUAUACUUUAAUUACAUAG